CAGGUAGCGGUCGUGGACGUGAUGGCGGGGGCCGCGUGCUGCUGCAGUGGGUGGCGCGGGACGUCGCCCGUCGACUGGUGCGAGGACAACUACACCGUCACGCCCCACAUCGCCGAGUUCGUCAACACCGUGAGCAACGUGCUGUUCCUGGUGAUCCCCGGCGCCUGCAUGAGGCUGUGGGACAGCUACGCGCAGCACGUGUCGCGGGGCAUCCACGUGGUGUGGGUGUUCUUCACGAUCGUGGGCAUCUCCUCGGCCUACUUCCACGCCACGCUCUCCCUCCUCGGCCAGCUCCUCGACGAGCUCUCCAUCCUGUGGCUGCUCAUGGUGUCCUACGCGCUGUUCACGCCCGUGCACUUCCGCCCUCGGUUCCUGCAGGCCAAUCGGAAGAUGUACUACCUGGCCGUCUCGCUGCUGGCCAUCCUCAUCACGGGCUCGGCCUUCGUGCAGCCGGCGAUCAACUGCUACGCGCUCUUCGGCGUCGGGUCGCCGGCCAUCGCCAUGCUAACGGUGCAGGUGCGGCGGGCGAGCGACCCCGCCGUGAAGCGCCUGGGCAUGGUCACGCUGAGCGGCCUCGCCCUCGCCGCCACGGCCUGGGUCGGGGACCACAUCCUCUGCACCGUUCUCAGAGCCAUCGAUCUCGCCGUCCUCCACGGCCUGUGGCACAUUCUCAUCUUCUUCAGCUCGUACAACACGCAGGUCCUCUUCUGCUACUUCCACGCCAUUCAGGAGGUGCCCGAGAAGAAGCCCACGCUAAGGUAUUGGCCGAACCGCUGGUGGGGGCUGCCGUACGUCUAUUGUCAGAGCUCCAGGCACGAUAAGACGCCCUGAAUUUGAAACACUCACUCAUUCACCAUACACUGACCAUACACACACCUGCAAGGCGCACAUGAUUGCAAAACGCUUAUCACGCAUCUAGUCGGUAUUGCAAAGCAGCAGCCACAUCGACGAGAUCCUUCUGGUGCAGUGAAGGAAGCGAAUCAACACUGCCACAGCUCUAUACUGUUAAUGUCUCUCUAUGCUGCUGUUUUGACUAGUGUUUUAUACAGCUUGAAUUCCUUUGUUUUUUAUUUUCGUAAAAUGGUGCUAGAUGUCAAAGAAAAGUUUAUUUUUUUGAAGAAGUAUCAAUUUGAAUUAGAUGUCUAUCUGCUGUAGUGUCUUUCUGCAUGUCUCAUUUUCCUUAUCCUUCCUUUAGCUCCCCAUCCACCCCUCUCUCUCUCUCUCUCUCUC
Molecule: messenger RNA, 1230 nt
Organism: Penaeus vannamei (Pacific white shrimp)
Lineage: Eukaryota; Metazoa; Arthropoda; Malacostraca; Decapoda; Penaeidae
Source: RefSeq, a predicted model, not a curated record